Archocentrus centrarchus (flier cichlid) is the source of this 2393-nucleotide messenger RNA. It is a transcript of the gene fosl1a, whose product is annotated as FOS like 1, AP-1 transcription factor subunit a. Gene Ontology annotation, molecular function: RNA polymerase II cis-regulatory region sequence-specific DNA binding; DNA-binding transcription factor activity, RNA polymerase II-specific. Gene Ontology annotation, biological process: regulation of transcription by RNA polymerase II. Gene Ontology annotation, cellular component: nucleus. Lineage: Eukaryota; Metazoa; Chordata; Actinopteri; Cichliformes; Cichlidae. The transcript has 8 exons. The record is from RefSeq and is a predicted model, not a curated record. The coding region runs from base 639 to 1670 and encodes 343 amino acids.
GUCCCGGCAGAACUACUGCAGGGUAUUGUUGAUAUCUGAAACAGGAUCAAUGAAGUGUGCCACUGAGCAACAGACAGCUGUCUGUCUUUGCAGUUAGCCUUGAAAAAUACUGACAGUCCUUAUCCUUAUCCCUGGGGCAAGAACUAAAAGUAACACGAGACACUGAUGGAACAGUCAGCAGCCGGGAACUCUGUCCUCUGGGACUGCAAGAUAAGAGAAAUCACUACACCAACAGUUUCAGGGCAUGAGGUGUGGGCUGCCUGAGAGGAAUCCCUGUACUAGUCUCUGGAGGAAACUCUCACCAAAUAUGGUAAAUGACGUCACGACACGUGGAGCAUUUCGUGAGAGGUUCCAGACAACACUAUUUCCCACUUCCGAUCCUGGAUGAAUGACUAAGGACUACUGCGAGCGCUGAAAGUUGUUUUCGAAGGUUUUUGGACGAUUGGAGGAAAAAACAAGGAGAUAUUUCUUUCUUCUCUCCCCCUUCAAGACUUCUUUGGACUCUGCCGACAACGCAAUACGGUGGGCUUGCCCCGAUUUUGAAUUGACACAUAAGGCUAAACCACUUAGUUUCGUGAGAACUGAAGACUAUAUAGACGCAUCUGGAUUCAAGUUUCUUUUCACUGAAAAAAGCGAGGAUGUAUCGAAACUUUGGGAAUCAAGAAAGAGGCAACCCGCCGUAUACAGGCAGCUCUGGGGCAAACCCUGCGUCCCUGGGAAGCACCAGCACUUCAGCCACACAACAGGAGCAGUUUACAAUGGCAGGAACCAGUCAGUUUAUCCCCAGCCUCAAUGCCAUCACAAGCAACCAGGACCUCCAAUGGCUGGUCCAGCCCUCGCUCAUGCAUCCACCUGGCCCUUCUCGAUCACCAGUACCUCCUUACCCAAUCCACCCAGGGGUGCGGCCGCUGGGUCCGCCACCUUCCCAGUCUCACCUUAUCAGACCAGGGGUCAUAAGAGCUUCUGCAAACAGUCCAUCUUCAACAAGGCGCAGGAAUGAUGAACAUUUAUCACAGGAAGAAAUGGAAAGGCGCAGAGUAAGAAGGGAGAGGAAUAAACUGGCAGCAGCAAAGUGUCGCAAUCGGAGACGGGAGCUGACAGACUCCCUGCAAAAUGAGACAGACCAGCUGGAGGAUGAAAAGUCCCGCUUGCAGAAGGAAAUAGCUGAACUACAAAAGCAGAAAGAGAAACUCGAACUGGUCUUGGAAGCUCACCGGCCCAUUUGCAAAAUAGAGGACUCUGAUUCGGAUUCUGACCCAGGUGUAUCCAUUUCCUCUCUGGGAGCCAUCAAACUGGAGCCAGAGGAUUCCUGCAGUCCUGGACCUUCAAUCAAACGGCCAACAAAGAUGGAGAAGCCCAAACCAAAGAUAACUAUCCCCAUAAAGCCCAUAACAUCAACCGCCUCUGCUGUUGCCACUGAAUCAGAGUCACUUCACACCCCAGUUCUCUCCACGCCCUCUAUAAUGCCCUUCACAGCUGGCACGGUUUUCACCUAUCCCAGCGCCUCUUUAGACACCAGCGCCUCCAGCACAUCCCAUGUUACAUCACAUCAGGGAAGUGUCCAGCAGUCUCAGGCCCCACAGCCCUGCGGGGUAGCUCAUCGUCGCAGCAGCAGCAGCGGCGACCAAUCAGAUCACUCCCUGCACUCACCAACCAUCCUCACACUGUGAUCGACAGCCCUGCCUUACUGGCAAUACACUAAUGUUGAUUUCAGUGCAGUUAGUCAGUGCAGUGUGCAUGACAAAGGAAGUCAAGCAAAUGUGAUGGAAGUGAAAAUGAUGGUUGUUAUCAUUUCAAAACAAGCAAUGUGUAUCUGCUUGAUGUCUUGAGAAAGUUGAUGCCUUUCUUAGAUAAUAUGCAAAUCUGUGGCAUUAUUAGAAUAUGAAUGUUACACUCUUUAUAGUUUUUAUAUGAAUAUAAAAUCUUUAUAUUUCUAAUUUUCAGUUAUAAAUUAGAGUGUUUGAGAUUUAUUAUGAAAGCACUGCAUGCAGAAUAUAUUCUCUAACGAAUUAUACAAACUUUGUUGCGAGAACUGUGAUAACUCCAUAUAUCAAUAGAUAUAAUACAUUAUAAUAUUUCCUUUUAAUAAGUUGCUACAUUGUUACAGUAUAUUGUAAAAUUCCUCAAAAAGGGAAAUUGGGUGCUUUAACUUACAGGUCCAUAUUUUUAUAUAGACCCUUUCAGAACCCUAAUAUUGUCUAUUUACGAAUUACUGACCACUAAGGCUGGGCCAUAGGCGUUAUUAUAGAUGAAUCAAUCACCUAUUUAUUAUGGAGAAUAUAAUAUAUUUUUGGUACUGUUUAUAUGUAUUUUCUCUUAAAAAUGACCUGUUUGGGUGGGCAGUGCCUUACUUUUGUCUCUUGUUUCUGAAACAGACAAUAAAGAAGAAAGUU